Phyllostomus hastatus (greater spear-nosed bat) is the source of this 6541-nucleotide messenger RNA. It is a transcript of the gene ZFYVE16, whose product is annotated as zinc finger FYVE-type containing 16. Gene Ontology annotation, cellular component: early endosome membrane. The transcript is spliced from 19 exons. Gene Ontology annotation, biological process: protein targeting to lysosome; endosomal transport. Bases 327 to 4961 code for a protein of 1544 amino acids. NCBI's taxonomy places the organism in Eukaryota, Metazoa, Chordata, Mammalia, Chiroptera, Phyllostomidae. Gene Ontology annotation, molecular function: metal ion binding. The record is from RefSeq and is a predicted model, not a curated record.
UGUGAGUCGAAGAAAAGGUUUUGCGCCUGCGCAGUUUGCUCAUUUCCCAGAUCAGGGGAACUAACCUGGAGCCGACGUUGCAUACUCUCGGGACUCCGGUCCGGACCUGCUCAUCGCUUCUCGACGCAGAGUCGCAGCGAGUCUCCUGAGAGCUCGGCAGACUGGGGUGUGGGGAGGAGGUGAUCUCUUGCGGCCAGUUCCCUAUUCUUUAUCUCAGACUUCUCUCCUGCAGUCCAGAUCCUUAUAUCCAACUGCCUAUUGGACACCUGCCCCAGGAUGUUCUCAAGGUAUACAAGAAUUAAAUUCUGAGUAAGUCUACAAGUAGGAUGGACAGUUAUUUUAAAGCAGCAGUCAAUGACUUGGACAAACUUCUUGAUGAUUUUGAACAGAAUCCAGAUGAACAAGAUUAUCUCCAAGAUGCACAAAAUGCAUGUGAUUAUAACCACUGUUCAAUUUCUUCAGAGUUGGCUUCCUCACAGUUAACUUUACCACUACCAAAAGAUCAACAAUGCAUUAAUUGUUGUGCUUCAUCAGAAACAUGCUAUGAAACAAAUCAGAUUUCAUUGAAUGAAAAAACACAUGAGGGACUAACUUCCAUACAAAAUGAAAAAAAUGUAACAGGACUUGAUCUUCUUUCUUCUGUGGAUGGUGGUACUUCAGAUGAAACCCUGCCUUUAUAUAUGGGACGAUGUAGUAAACCUGUGUGUGAUCUGAUAAGUGACAUGGGUAACUUAGUUCAUGUAACUAAUAAUGAAGAAUAUAUUAAAAAAUUAUUGCCAGAUGAUUUUAAGUCUAGUGUCGAUUCUUUGACUGGAUUGGAUUUAUCUUCAGUGUCAGAAACUCUUUGUGUUUCAUCAAUAGACCAUGGUAAUAAUGCUGUCAGAGAGGAACAAAAUGAUGUCAACUGUGAAUUACAAAACAGAGAAAUCAGUAGAACUAAAGAAUUGAAUAUAAAUGUAAAUACAAUACUUUCGGAUUCAUGUAAUUACAGUGGAAAAGAAAAUUUAAAAGAUAUAAAGAACUCUAACCAGUUAGAACCUGUUGUUGAUUUGAACUUGCCAUCUGCCUUGACUCAACAAAGUUCCGAAAUGUUUGAUGCCAAAGACAACCCACAAGACAAGACCCAGCCAUGUGAAUUAGUAAUAGCUGAUGACUGUGUGGGAAAAGACAAGGUACAUGGAGCAGUCAUAGCUGCCACAGAAUGUUUAAAAGAAGGAGACAGCCCUGUUGCUUUGCCUUGCAGUCUUCCAAAAAAUGAAGGUUUAUGCUUAAAUGAGUCAAAUUCAAGAGAUGAAAAUUUCAAAUUACCUGACUCCUUUCAAGAUAGGACUGCUCUAUUUAUAAAACAGUCUUCAAAAGAAGACUCAAAUUUAGAUCUUAAAGAUAAUAAAGAUGUAAUCCAAGAUUCCUCUCCAACUUUACAUGUUUCAAAUGAAGAUAUAUACUCCUCAUUGUCCUGUCUUCCAGUACACAGGGGGUCUUUGUGUGGAUCAUUAAUUGAAAGUAAAAUGCAUGAUGAUUGUUUACAUCAGUGUGAGCAUAAAGAUAACAUACAAGAAGUAGUGACUGUGCAUGAAGACAUACAGAAGAGUAUUAUUCUAGGUGGGGAACCAUUGAAGGAGACUGAUGUUUUGAAACAGGAAAAAUGUAAAAACAUACUUCAUCAGCCAUUAAUUGAAAAGGUGGGAGACAGAAAGAUAGAUCCUGACCAGAAGGUAGUCAGAGUUGAUUCUUUGGAUUAUUCUGAUAACACUAGUUCUUCUAUAGUGGCAGAAUCUCAAAUGGAGCUUUCUGGUGCUAAUGCUCCAGAGUCUCCUGAUUAUUGUGAAAGUCUCACUUUUUUAAGCAAUGAUAUCAAUGGACAAGACCUAGAUUACUUUAAUAUUGAUGAAGGCAUGAAAAGUGGCACACUAGUUAGUGAUGCUGAACUUGAUGCUUUUCUGACUGAACAGUAUCUUCAGACCAGCGACAUAAAGUCAUUUGAAGAAAAUGUAAAUGACUCAAAAUUUCAGAUGAAUCAGAUAAAUAUGGAAGGACUAGAUGAUACAAACAUCAGUAAUAAAUACUUCAAUGCUGAAGCAGGAGCUACUGGGGAAAGUCCUGGUAGUAAUAUGAUUUGUGAAACAAUUGAUAAACAAUAUACAGCAGAAAAUGGCGGCCUUUCUUUAAGGGAAAAAAGUACAAUUCCAAUUGAACAAGGGUUAUCUACCAGUAAGUCUGAGAUUACAAAUGAAUUGUCAGUCUCUGAUUUUAACAGUCAAUCUGUUCAUGUUGGAGGGGCCAGACCUAAGCAGUUGUUUAACAUUUCAUCAAGAACAAGGAGCUCAAAAGAACCAAAUAAGCCAGAUACUCUAAAUAUGCCUGAAGGCGAACCCAGCAUAACAAAUACCAGUGCUCUAACCUCUUGUACAACAGAUUCUACAAAUGAUCCUCAGGUUAGCUUCAACUCGAAUUACAUUGAUAUAGAAAGUAAUUUUGAUGGUGGAUCCAAUCUUAUAACUGCAAAUGAAGAAUCUCUACCUGCAAACACUUGCAAAGAAGGCCUGGUUUUAGGCCAGAAACAACCUACUUGGGUUCCUGAUUCAGAAGCUCCAAACUGUAUGAACUGCCAAGUCAAGUUUACUUUUACAAAACGGCGGCACCACUGCCGAGCAUGUGGGAAAGUAUUUUGUGGUGUCUGUUGUAAUAGGAAGUGUAAGCUGCAGUACUUAGAAAAGGAAGCCAGAGUAUGUGUGGUCUGCUAUGAAACCAUUAGUAAAGCUCAGGCAUUUGAAAGGAUGAUGAGCCCAACUGGUUCCAAUCUCAAAUCUAAUCAUUCUGAAGAAGGUGCCACCAUCCAGCCUCUACAGGAGACCCAAACAUCCAGUGUACCUUCCCCUACAACUUUACCAACCUCAGCCCUUAAACAACCAAGUGUUGAAGGAUUAUGUUCCAAAGAACAGAAGCGAGUGUGGUUUGCAGAUGGUAUAUUGCCCAAUGGUGAAGUUGCAGAUACAACAAAAUUCUCAUCUGGAAAUAAAAAAUAUUCUGAAGAUUUUAGUCCUGUCUUACCAGAUCUGCCCAUGACAAACACAGUGGACCAUGCCCAUUCUACUGCAGUGGAAAAACCAAACAAUGAGAUAGGAGAUAUUGCAAGAAAUGAGAUAAUUCAGAGUCCUAUUUCUCAGGUUUCAUCUAUGGAAAAGCUGCCCAUAAGCACAGGAACUGAAGGGUUACCUACUUCUGGUUCUUUUACACUAGAUGAUGAUGUUUUUGCAGGAACUGAAGAACUACCUAGUCCUACUGGUGUCAUAGUUAACAGCAGUUUAGCUGUGGCUAGUACUUCAGAUUAUAGGUCACUGUGUGGUAUUGACAAGAAUGUGUACAAUAAGGUUAGUCUUCUGCCUGACGAUGAGGACAGCUUGCCGCCUCUUCUGGUUGCCUCUGGAGAAAAGGGAUCAGUGCCUGUAAUAGAAGAACACCCAUCUCAUGAGCAGAUCACUUUGCUUCUUGAAGACAAAGAUUUUCACCCUGUUACGUUUAUCCUAAAUGCUAAUCUACUCGUGAAUGUCAAGUUAGUACUUUAUUCCUCAGACAGAUAUUGGUACUUCUCAACCAAUGGAUUGCAUGGCUUGGGGCAAGCAGAAAUUAUUAUUCUAUUGUUAUGUUUGCCAAAUGAAGAUACCAUUCCUAAGGACAUCUUCAGACUAUUUAUCUCCAUAUAUAAGGAUGCUUUAAAAGGAAAAUACAUAGAAAAUUUGGACAAUAUUACCUUUACUGAGAGUUUUCUCAGUAGCAAGGACCAUGGAGGAUUCCUGUUUAUUACACCUACUUUUCAAAAGCUUGAUGAUCUCCCAUUACCAAGUAACCCUUUUCUCUGUGGAAUUCUUAUCCAGAAGCUAGAGAUUCCUUGGGCAAAGGUUUUCCCUAUGCGUUUAAUGUUGAGAUUGGGUGCAGAAUAUAAAGCAUACCCUGCUCCUCUAACAAGUAUCAGAGGCCGAAAACCUCUUUUUGGAGAGAUAGGACACACUAUUAUGAACUUACUUGUUGACCUCCGAAAUUACCAGUAUACCUUGCAUAAUAUAGAUCAGCUGUUGAUUCAUAUGGAAAUGGGGAAAAGCUGCAUAAAAAUACCUCGGAAAAAAUAUAAUGAUGUAAUGAAAGUAAUAAAUUCUUCUAAUGAGCAUGUCAUUAGCAUUGGAGCUAGUUUUAGUACAGAAGCAGAUUCUCAUCUAGUCUGUAUACAGAAUGAUGGAGUUUAUCAAACACAGGCCAACAGUGCCACUGGGCACCCUAGAAAAGUGACAGGUGCAAGUUUUGUGGUAUUCAAUGGAGCUCUAAAAGCAUCUUCAGGAUAUCUUGCUAAGUCCAGCAUAGUUGAAGAUGGCUUAAUGGUACAAAUAACUCCAGAGACCAUGGAUGGCUUGCGGCUAGCUCUACGAGAACAAAAAGACUUUAAAAUUACAUGUGGGAAAGCUGAUGCUGUAGACCUGAGAGAAUAUGUGGAUAUCUGCUGGGUGGAUUCUGAAGAAAAAGGAAACAAAGGUGUUAUUAGUUCUGUGGAUGGAAUAUCAUUACAGGGAUUUCCAAGUGAAAAAAUAAAACUGGAAACAGAUUUUGAAACUGAUGAGAAGAUCGUCAAGUGUACUGAGGUGUUCUACUUUCCAAAGGACCAGGAUUUAUCUAUUUCAGCAACUCGUUAUCAGUUUGCAAAAGAAAUAGCCAUGGCUUGUAGUGCUGCACUGUGCCCUCAUCUGAAAACUCUAAAGAGUAAUGGGAUGAAUAAAAUUGGCCUCAGAGUUUCCAUUGACACUGAUAUGGUUGAAUUUCAGGCAGGAUCUGAAGGCCGACUUCUUCCUCAGCAUUACCUGAAUGACCUUGAUAGUGCUCUCAUCCCUGUGAUCCAUGGUGGGACCUCCAACUCUGCUAAUUUACCAUUAGAGAUGGAAUUAGUGUUUUUCAUUAUAGAAAACCUUUUUUAGUGAAAAGAUGUUAGUAAAUCAUAUUAUUAUAUAUUGCAAGCUGAUGUGUUAAAACUAACUCCAGCACUAAACCUGAAAGGCCACAAACACUAAAAGUAAGUAUGUUUGAUGUUUGAAACACAUAAAAAGCUUUGCUUUAUAGGCAGGAAUGAUCUUUUUUAAAUCAUUAGCACAAUUUUAGUCUAUAAAUUUAUGAGAUCUAGUUUUUGAAGCUUCACACUUAAAAUACUAAAAAGACAAGGAUUACUUCUGUUUUUAAGAAAUGUGUAGCAUUACUGUGUUAUUUAAAUGCUACGCCAAAGUAUCUGCACUUAGGUAACACCUCUUGAUGCCAAGAUCAAUUUUAAUGAAGGCUCUUUUCAGAUGUAACCUUACUGAGGGAAAUAAUCUGUUUUGUGUAUAUGCCAGUUAGAUUACCAGUUUCUAAAGUCUGUUAAAAUGUAUUUAAAUGGCACAGACCAGUUUCCAUAUUAGACUUGAUAAUUCUUUGAAUAAGGCAGAUAACUUAUUUGUAUAAUUGGAGUGGAGACCUACCUCCAUGACUAGAUGAACUCUGGAUUAAAAUCAGAAUUUUGCCCUUUUUCUUCUCAAAUUAUUACAUGUUUUUUUCCUUGAUUAAAUGGGUAUUCUUAAAAUAAUUGUGGGUGCUUCGGGAUUUGUGCUUAUAUAUUUAAGUAUAUUGUUUUUAUAACAACAUGAUUCAGUAUGUGUUUUAUAAAUCUUUAAUAAUUUAUAAAUAGGCAAUAUUUUUGUAUUGCAGUAUAUUAUUUUUCCUCCUUUCUUUCCAAAAUAUACCAUUGUAGUUGCCACUUAUAAUAGUGAUUGACAACAGGCCAGAUGACCCUUGAAGUAGUCAUUAUGUAGCAAUAAAUGAGGCCUGAAACAGGUUUUUUUUUUACCUCUGCUUUAAACCUUAGAAGUUUCUAGGCAAGUCUACAUAUUUUCAUUGACACCAGUGUAUUAAUUAUAAAUUUUAAUGAACUAAUUACUUUUGCAUAUUUUAAAUUCUUUAUAUGGUAGUUAUUUUUUAUAACAGAAUAUUAACAUAAGUUAAAUUCUAUGUAUUUAAAACUUACAGAGCUUUCUUCUUUACUUCAGACAGCAAAAUAAGAGAAGUAUGUUGUGUUAAAAAAAUAAUCAGUAUAUUUUAGUUACUACUGUCAUUUAAGUUAUAUAAAAUAUAAUCAUAUUUUGAUGCUUUUUUACUUAUGUGGGAUGUUGUGUAUGUUUUUGUAUCAAAACAACUGUGUAUCUCAAGAAAAUGAAAUUACACUAAAUAGCUGUGCUUUAAAAAAAUAUUUAGGAAGCAUCUCAACUUGAAGACCAAGUCAAGGUUAACUCAGGGCCUGAGGUCUCAGGCUAGGAGAGACUAAGAAUUUUAAUCAGAUUGGCCAUAGGUUCCUACUAAAUCACCUGUGUUGUACUAGCCAAAGACACAGUAUGGAGGAGAGUAUUAGUCUUCUGGAAGUAGCUACUUCAUAAACAAUGUAACAUGUUGCAGAUAUUAAAUAAAAUGGUAACAUGUAAUAACUUGUGAAGUUUAUUGAAAUGGUAUAAAGUAAAAACAAUUACAUAUCAAA